This is a messenger RNA of Entrophospora sp. SA101, 906 nucleotides long. Lineage: Eukaryota; Fungi; Glomeromycota; Glomeromycetes; Entrophosporales; Entrophosporaceae. The record is from the annotation of a GenBank genome assembly.
AUGACACCAAUACUAUCAACAAUAUAUUCAACAUUUAAAUCAUCAACAACACCAAAUAUAAUAUCAUCAAUAAACACAAAAAUGUCAUCAACAAUACAUCAAUGCGAUGAAAUGUCUUAUAUAUACGAAACAACUUUACAAAAAUUUAACAACUAUCAUGAACGAGAGAAAAGUUUAAGGAAGUUCGUGUUGCUUCAAGACGAUAUAAAGAAAGAAGAAGAAACUUGGUUGGAUGCUUGUUUAGAUAAUGCUAGUUUAGACGAAUACGAUGAUGGUUAUGUUUAUGUAAUUAAACCUAAUGAUGGCGAUCAACAAAUAAUCGGUGAAGUUGGAGGUGUUGUAGUGGCAGGAGAAAAAGAAGAAAAAGAACCAAUAAUUAACUAUAGAGAUGAAAUAAUAAUACCUAAUGAUCUAUUUUUAGAAGAAUCCAAGAUUAAUAGUAAUAUUAACAGUAAAAUUGGCAAUAAUAAUAUCAUUAGUAAUAACAAUAAUAUUUCUGAUCAAGAAUUUCAUCCAUAUUGGAAAGAUAAUAGUAUAAUACGACCAAAAUCAGCAUCUCUACCACCUUCUAUUGAUCAUUAUCGCCACGCGAUUCUAGAUUUAUUACAAUCCGAUAAUCAACCAUAUUUCUUCGAUCAGUCAACUAAUACUACAAAUAACACUAACCGAUCCCAAGAUGAUCUUGACAUGCUGUUCUAUUCUCCACCAAAAGAUUUAUUAGAUCAUGGAAUGUUAUCGGAUAUUAUUAGUAUGUUGGAAUGGUACGGUGGAAAGAAAAAUGAUUCAUCUAAUAACAAUGGUAACAACAAUGAUCCUAAUAACAAAAACACGACAACUACAGCCACAGAAUGUGUUAAUACAUCUAUCAAUGCAAAUAAUUGGUUUGUAGAGUGUGAAAAAUGUUAA